Neurospora crassa OR74A is the source of this 4858-nucleotide messenger RNA. RefSeq lists its product as hypothetical. The transcript is spliced from 9 exons. Gene Ontology annotation, cellular component: membrane. The coding region runs from base 39 to 4547 and encodes 1502 amino acids. The record is from RefSeq and is a predicted model, not a curated record. Gene Ontology annotation, biological process: transmembrane transport. Gene Ontology annotation, molecular function: ATP binding; ATP hydrolysis activity; ABC-type transporter activity. NCBI's taxonomy places the organism in Eukaryota, Fungi, Ascomycota, Sordariomycetes, Sordariales, Sordariaceae.
CCAUCGUCUGCCAUGUUAGAUUGGUCCGAUACUCGGCGAUGAGCAUAUCCAACUUCACUGACCAUGACAUGGUGAUCCUCGCUGAUGCCAAAGAACUAGCAUCUUGGCUUUGGUCAGUUCGCUAUGCCACCUCAGCCUUGUUCAUCGUCCUGCUCCCUGGGCGGCUGUAUCAACUUCAUAAACGGCCAGUCAGUGUCAGCUCCGACUGGCGUCUGUACCUCAAACUGGUCAUAACCACGUUGUUCUUCAUCCAGCAACUUGUCACCGGCUAUGUCUUUAUCUCGGAAUCCGCGGUCGCGAGUCCGGUUCCAGUAGCGCUGCUUCCCGCCGCUUCACUGGGCCUUGUCAUCCUCUCUCAUUCAGAGCACCGGAGAUCUGUUAAGCCAUCAAGCCUGAUCCUCCUCUACCUCUUAAUUUCUUGUCUUUGCGACUUGGUACAGCUUACAAUACCUUCUCUGCGCCAUCUUGAUAACCACAAUGACCGCCUUAUCAUCGGAUGGCAGUUGGUAGCCAAGAUUGUGGUCUUCUACGUCGAGUGUCUGGCGAAAGAAAGCGUUGUGGACGAAGAAGAAGAAAUCGGCCAUGGCUCGCUAGAGGAGCGAGCAAGCUUUCUCAGCAGGGCUUUCGUCUCUUGGAUUAGUCCCGUCCUUAAGGAAGGCUACAGAAUGGUUCUCGUGAAUGAGAAGCUUCCGAGCGUCGACCAUGAAUUGGCGUCUGGAAAUCUUCGAGCGUCGAUUCUGCGAACGCUCUUCGAAUACUCUUCAUCUCCGUUCGCGUUGGUACUAUUCAGAUGUCUUCGUGCUCCCUUUCUGACAGUCAUUGUCCCGCGACUUUUCGUCAUCGGCUUUCGGUAUGGCCAGCCGGUAUUGAUUCGCUACGCCAUCGAAUAUGUACAGUCUCCUGAAACAAACGAGGAUCAAGGUUAUACACUAGUGUCCGUUGCCGCGAUCGUCUACAUUGGUCUCGCACUGUCAACGAGGGCAUAUCAGCAGGGCUUAAAUCGAUUACAGGUCAUGAUUCGAGGUGCCCUGCUUGGGGUGGUUCAUGAACACUCGUUGCUCGCUCGUCAUGAGCUGUACAGCAAAGCGAAAACAGUGGCAAUUGCAUCAACAGACGUGAGUGCCCUUGAAGGUGCCCCAAGAAUGCUUCAUGAAUCUUGGGCAUUGUUGGUUGAGGUAGUCAUUGGAAGCGUCCUGCUGGCUAAGCAAGUUGGAUGGCUAUGGCCGGUGCCUCAUGUUAUCAUUAUUGUAUGCUCUCGAGUUAGCAAAUACGUCGCACGCAACCUCAGAAGCAGCCAGGCUACGUGGAAUACUGCAACACAAGGACGGAUCUCCGCGACUUCUACGAUGUUGGGCUCCAUCAAGACCAUCAAAAUGCUGGGCCUUCAAAGCAUCGUUGAAAAACACAUCCUGGGGUUGAGACAAGAGGAGCUUGAUAAGGCGAAACGGGUUCGCUGGAUCAUGGCCAUAUACAAUGCGAGUGCCAACGCCCUGGGCAUGUUUGCUCCAGUCAUCACUAUCGUGCUUUUUGCCAUUAUCGCCAUGGUGAACGGGACCACUCUCGACACCAAAACAGCCUUCCCAACAAUCGCAAUCCUUGCCUUGGUAACGCAUUCAGCAAACAUGGUCAUGACCAUCGUUCCCCAAGCGAUAGCGGCCUACGCGAGCUUCGACAGAAUUGAGGAUUACAUCAAGUCCAUUAAGGCAGUCAGCCGCUCACCGCGCCCUGGACAGCUAGCCGAAGGAAUCGAGGUAUCAAUCCGCGGCUUGACCGUAAAAUGGACUCCUGAACAAAGCAACCCAACUUUGGAGGAUGUCAACCUGGAGCUUUCACGAGGUAAGGUGGUUGCAUGCCUGGGACCAGUCGGUUCAGGAAAGACGAGUUUGGCUAGGGCGAUCCUGGGAGAAGUGCCACUGGUAAAGGGCGCAGUCACAUAUGCUACCGACAGAAUCGCGUAUUGUUCGCAAGUCCCGUGGCUUCCCAAUCGGACCAUAAAGCAAGUCAUUCGUGGGUCAAUGACAAUAUACGGCGAUAUUGAUCACGAUUGGUAUCUGGCCGUUGUUCGGGCAUGCUGCCUCGACCAGGAUCUGGCCGUCCUUCCUGACGGUGAUGAGACCAUGGUGGGGGUUGACGGUAUGAAUUUGUCUGGUGGCCAGCGACAGCGCGUGGCUCUUGCGCGUGCCGUCUACCAUCGCUGUAAGGUGGUGGUACUUGAUGAUCCGUUCAGCGCGCUCGAUGGAAAGACUAGAGAUCAGGUUGCUCAAAACCUUCUUGGACCGAAAGGGCUUUUCCGCCAGCUGAACGCUGCAGUCUUUUGGAUAACAAGCUCAACCAAAAAUGUAAAUCUGAGUGACAAUGUCAUCAUUCUCGAAAGACGCAUCACAGAACAAGGUACUUGGGAAGAACUGAGGGACAAGCACCAACAGAUCACCGAUUACUUCCGGGAGGAUGCUUCGAAUACUAGCGAUGAGGAACAGUCAAAGCCAUCCGUGGUGACCAAGACAAAGGCGCGAAGCUCACCGACAUCGUCCACGGAUGACCUCAGACGCUCACAAGGUGAUCUGUCGCUAUACUCUUGUACGGCAUCGUACUCCUUCUUCAUCACCUUCCCCCAGUACUGGGUCAAAUGGUGGACUCAAAAUGACGAGCUCGAUUCGGCCAGCAAGAGAAACACGGUCUACUACGCGCUAGGUUAUGCCCUCCUAUACCUGAUGGCUUGGAUAUCCACGAACGGCACGAUGUUGUCGGCCGUCUUUCGAAUUGCGCCAACGUCCGGGCUGAAUCUUCAUCGGAGCCUCGUGCACACCAUCAUGCAUGCGCCCCUCUUCUUUUUCUCGAUGGCAGACAUGGGCGUUCUCCUGAAUUACUUCAGCCAAGACGUACAGCUCGUGGACAAGACGCUUGCGCAAGCCGUCAUGUCCUUUGCCAUUCAAGUGUGUAAGAUGAUUGUGCAAGCGUCUCUACUCCUUGCUGCUCAGCCCAUCAUGGUCGUCACUCUUCCCGUCUGUGCCGCGGUCGUGUACACAAUCCAGAAGGUCUACCUGCGUACUUCGCGCCAGCUCCGACUUCUUGAGCUCGAGAGUCGGGCGGCUGUGAAUUCGUCUCUUCUGGAAACCGUCCAGGGUAUCGAAACAAUUCGGGCAUUUGGCUGGCGAACCGAAGCGGCGAUAGAAAACAUUCAUGUCGUCGACAUAAGCCAGCGUCCCUUUUACCUGUUGCUUUGUCUUCAAAGGUGGCUUAAUGUUGUGCUCGAUCUUCUUGUUGCUGGUGUGGCCGUCGGCACAAUCUUUCUCGCAGUCAGCUUGAAGGGCACGGUGACGGGAGGCCAGAUUGGCGUGGCCCUAUCGGUCAUUAUCGCUGCCAAUGCCACUCUCCUGAGCCUGGUUCAGUCGUGGACAAACCUGGAAAUCUCCCUCGGUGCUAUUUCGCGGUUGAAGAGGGUGGAGGAAGAUACACCACAAGAGCCGGUUUCCGUUCCCUGCCCUGGCCACACCAGUCCAAACCACAGACCCUUUACCGGAUGGCCCUCGCCUGAUCUUCAUGACAACACACCCGGACUAGUUCGGUUUGAAGGAGUCUCGGCAUCAUAUACGAGUAAUGGCCCCUUGGUACUCCAAGAUCUCAAUCUCGAUAUUGCCUCCGGCCAAGUGGUGGUCAUUUGCGGACGGACAGGCAGCGGGAAAAGUUCCCUCCUCCUUGCGAUGCUUCGUCUAAUCAAUAUCCGCGACGGGACACUCCGCAUAGGGAACAAGGAUAUUCGUCAAGCUCCUUUACAUACCAUCCGUGAAAAAGCCUUCAUCACGGUCACGCAAGACCCGUUCCACUUAUCCGAUGCAUCUCUGCGCUUCAACCUUGACCCAACAUGUCUACUUCCCAACGACGCCCUGAUAUCAGUCCUUCAACUUCUCGGGCUAUGGUUCCAUCUCUCAUCGUCCUCCUCGAAUAACUACCCAUACUCAGAGCAUCCAGUCAUUGACGAAACCAGCCCUCUUCUCAACACCACCACCACCCCCUCUCCAAGCCCUUCCUAUCACCCCAUCCUCGACACUCCCCUCUCCCUCCUCCCCACCCUCUCCACCGGCCACCUUCAACUCCUCUCCCUCUGCCGCGCCAUCAUCAAAGCCCGACACAUGCGCAGCACCAUAAAUGUAGCCCAAGCCCAAGCCGCCGUCCCAGAGGAAGAAGAAGAAUACAGACGAGGAGACACAACUACCUCUACCGAUCCAGAAGACUUUAGCUCAUCUGCUUCUUCUUCUUUUUCUUCUUCUUCCUCCGACCCGGGCUUUCGUAAACCGGACGACAUCAUCAUGCAGCCGAUUAUUCUGCUGGAUGAAAUCACGGCUUCGUUGGAUGAAAAGACGGAGCAAAUGGUGCUUAGGGUCGUCAAGGAGGAGUUUUUGGCAAACAAGUAUACGGUUUUGAUGGUUACGCAUCGGGUGGAGGCGGUUAGGGGUGCUUUGUUGGGGGUGGAGGAUUUGGUGGUGGUGAGUAUGGAGGGGGGAAAGAUAGUGGGGGUUGAGAAGGUGGGUGCACAUGGGCGACGCUGAUGGCGUUAGUCAGAAGCUAACUUAAGGGAGGGUGAGGGUAGGUAGGAAGUAGGAAGUAUUCAUGUUCUCUUUCUCAGAGCUGGGGUUGCUGAGAGGGAACCUACCUUGAGAGGUGGAAGGGGAAGGGAAGGGAUCCGUCGCGUGGAGGAUAUGCGACGCUGAAUAAUUUUGGAAGAAAAAAAAAAAAAAAAAAAAAAAAAAAAAAAAAAAAAAAAAAAAGGCGUGGGUUAUCUCCAUCCGGGGAAGAUACAGUCAAGAGAUGUUCACAGAGCGGCUUCGAUACCUAUUAAUUACAUGGAUUCCAUUUCUGC